ACAUGAAUCCGCUGUCUUUGUUCUGUCUCGCUUUUAAAGCCCGCUGUCCCACUUCUCCAUGUCACAGUAAGACCUGAUGCUGUCAUAGAGGUGGAUCAACAGCAUCUGUAAAGAAGCAUCUGUGGAUGAGAAGCAGACACAUCGUCACAUGCCUCAUCCCUGCACGGCAGCUCACCGUUGGAUGUUGGGUUCCUCAGGCUGGACAGCAGAUCUUCUCCUGUGAUGAUUGCACUCAGCAGAUCCACGUCUCUGUACCAGAGACUAAACAAUGAUAUGAAAGAAAGACUGGCUCUCUGCUCCUUGAGUCUCGACACCGCAGCCAACACGUCAGUGAACUUUCUCAGGGAUGUUGACCCGGUGGUCUGUGCCAUCCGGAGAGGGGACGUGGAGGUCGUUCAGGACCUGGCAUCAUCCGCCCCUCACUGCCUGCUGAAGGAGAACAAAGAUGGCUGGAUACCUAUGCAUGAUGCUGCCUACUGUGGACAGGCUGGGUGUCUGAAGACCCUACUGAGGGUUCAUCCAGGCUCAGUAGACAAACGCACCUUACAAGAGCAGACGGCCCUGCUGCUCGCCGUGUCCUGUGAACAUUUGUCAUGUGUGCGGUGCCUUCUGGAGGCGGGCGCUGACCCCGACAUCAGCAGCAAGAACAAAGAGACCCCUUUGUACAAAGCCUGUGAGUUGGAGAACGUGGACAUGGUGAGCCUCCUUCUGACUUACGGGGCCACUGUGAACCAGCGGUGUGGUCAGGGCUGGACCGCCCUCCACGAGGCUGUGUCCAGGAACAACACAGAGAUCUGUGAGAUACUAAUAAGAGCUGGGGCUGCAAUCAAUCCUCCCAACACCUACAGCAUCACACCGCUCACUGUAGCAGCUCAGCAAGGACAGAUGAGGGCACUGUGUUACCUGAUUGGAAAAGGUGCAGAUGUGAACAUGCAGACGUGUGAUGGCGUCACAGCCCUGCACGAGGCCAGUAAAAACGGACACAAGGAAAUCGUAGCAGUGCUCUUGACUAAAAACGCAGACGCCAACAAACCCACUAAUUCUGGACUGCUGCCUCUGCAUGUAGCUGCUCAGUAUGGACACCCCGAGAUUGUGUCCCUGCUGGUGUCAGUGACGAGUCGAGCCAGGCUGCGGCACAGUUGGAUCAGUCCCCUCCACCUAGCAGCCGAGCACAACAGACACACUGUGGCAGCUGUCCUUCUGAAGACAGGUGCGGAUGUAAACGCCACACUGGCCCCCAGUCACUCCACCCAGUACGCUGACGGACGUGCAACAGCCCUCUACUUCGCUAUUGCCAACGGCGGCGGCAAGACAGCAGAGGUGCUGCUGAACGCCGGCGCCAGCGUGAGCCUUGACCCACUGAGUCCUCUGCUGAUGGCCGUCCGUCAGGGCUGUGUCAGCACAGUGUCUUUGCUGCUGGACAGAGGGGCUGACCUCAAUGCCAGGCUCCUGUCUUAUGCUACCACCUUCCCUGCUGUUAUCGCGCUCUGCAUGAACAAUCUGCCUCUGCUCAAAUGCCUCUUGGACAAUGGCUGCCAGGCCCUCUCUUGUUUUACCUGCACAUACGGCAGUGCCCCUCACCCGGCUACAGGAGAAUCCCACCUAAGAACUGUUGGCAGCAACGGAUAUGUUUUACAGAAUGACAAUAUGCCUCCUUUUAAUUGCUGCGAGGGAACAGAAAGAGCAAGAGAGUUCUGUGAGUGGAUCUCAACACCAGCUAUGUGUAAAUGGGCCGGACCCAUCAUAGAUUUGCUGCUGGAGCAUGUUGGUCCGGUUCAGCUGUGCAGCAGGCUCACUGAACUACUGGACAGCCGAGAGGAAUGGCUCGCUGUGAAGAGGAAGUCAUUGUCUCCUCGUCCGCUGCUGCACCUCUGCAGAUUAAAGAUUCGGACACAAAUGGGGAGAGACAGGCUGAACUCUCUCACAAGUUUACCUCUGCCAGACAGAGUGAUCCGAUACCUGAGUCUUGCUGACUGACUUUAAAGGUGAAUUUCAAGCAACAUAUGCAUCAGAGACGUGGCUAUAUUUAUCUUUGUGUGGUUCUUUUUUUAGUUGCGUCUGAUGUCUUGAAUCUGUACAUGGUCCUCUCAAGGCAAUUCUCUAUGUGUAAAAUAUCUAUUUAUAGCACAUUUAAUGUGACAAUAAAUGUCUUUAAUCUCGAA
Messenger RNA from Pleuronectes platessa (European plaice), 2162 nucleotides. RefSeq names its product ankyrin repeat and SOCS box protein 2. The record is from RefSeq and is a predicted model, not a curated record. The transcript has 9 exons. Gene Ontology annotation, biological process: intracellular signal transduction. Gene Ontology annotation, molecular function: protein binding. The coding region runs from base 223 to 1977 and encodes 584 amino acids. Lineage: Eukaryota; Metazoa; Chordata; Actinopteri; Pleuronectiformes; Pleuronectidae.